GGAGGGUUAGCCCAGAUCAGUGGAGUCAUGCGUCACACAGCUCUCUCAUGCUGGCAGCCGUUCCUGGGUCUGGCUGUGCUGCUUGUCUUCACAAGCCCCAGUGUGGGCUGCCCGGCCCGCUGUGAAUGCUCAGCACAGAACAAGUCUGUCAGCUGUCACCGAAGACGUCUGAUGUCCAUCCCAGAAGGCAUUCCCAUUGAGACCAAAAUCUUGGACCUCAGCAAGAACCGACUGAAAAGCGUUAACCCUGAGGAAUUCACAUCGUACCCGUUGCUGGAGGAGAUUGACCUCAGCGACAAUAUUGUCUCCAAUGUUGAGCCUGGAGCUUUUAACAAUCUCUUCAACUUGCGCUCCUUGAGGCUGAAAGGAAACCGUCUGAAGCUGGUCCCCCUUGGGGUGUUCACUGGGUUGUCAAACUUAACAAAGCUUGAUAUAAGUGAAAACAAGAUUGUCAUUUUGCUGGACUACAUGUUUCAAGAUCUUCAUAACCUAAAAUCCCUGGAGGUUGGGGACAAUGAUUUGGUGUAUAUUUCACACAGGGCCUUCAGUGGGCUGCUUAGCCUGGAGCAGCUCACCCUGGAGAGAUGCAACCUCACAGCCGUACCAACAGAAGCUCUUUCUCACCUCCACAACCUCAUCAGUCUGCAUUUGAAACAGCUCAACAUAAAUGCUUUGCCGGCAUACGCCUUUAAAAGACUGUUUCGCCUGAAAGACCUGCAGAUAGAGGCCUGGCCCCUCCUGGACAUGCUGCCUGCCAACAGUCUGUAUGGUCUCAACCUGACUACUCUCUCCAUCACAAACACCAACCUCUCUGCAGUACCUUACUCUGCUUUUAAGCAUCUGGUUUACCUGACACACCUCAACCUCUCUUACAACCCCAUCAGCACCAUCGAGGCAGGCAUGUUGUCAGAUUUAGUGCGCCUGCAGGAGCUCCACAUGGUGGGGGCACAGCUGCGCACCAUUGAACCACACGCUUUCCAAGGGCUCCGAUUCUUACGCGUGCUUAACGUGUCACAAAACCUGUUAGAAACCCUAGAAGAGAAUGUAUUCCAUUCCUCCAAAAGCCUUGAGGUCCUCUGCAUUAACAACAACCCUCUGGCCUGUGACUGCCGUCUUCUCUGGAUUUUGCAGCGGCAGCCCACCUUGCAGUUUGGAGGCGAGCCGCCAAUGUGUGCUGGCCCGGACAGUGUCAGAGAGAGGUCAUUCAGAGACUUUCACAGCACAGCUCUCUCCUUUUACUUCACCUGUAAGAAGCCCAAGAUACAAGACAAGAAGUUGCAGUACCUGGUAGUGGAGGAAGGACAGACCGUGCAGCUGAUGUGCAACGCUGACGGGGACCCGCAGCCCACCAUCUCCUGGGUUACCCCACGUCGGAGGCUGAUCACAGCCAAAUCAAAUGGUAGAGCCACUGUGCUGGGAGACGGCACCCUGGAGAUCCGGUUUGCCCAAGACCAGGACACUGGGAUCUAUGUCUGUAUUGCGAGCAACGCAGCUGGAAAUGACACCUACUCGGCCUCCCUGACGGUAAAGGGGUUUACUUCAGACCGUUUCCUUUAUGCCAACAGGACCCCUAUGUAUAUGACAGACUCCAACGACACAAGUUCUAAUGGAACUAAUGCAAACAGCUACUCUCUGGACCUUAAGACAAUAUUGGUGUCCACAGCUAUGGGCUGUUUCACAUUCCUUGGAGUGGUUUUAUUUUGUUUCCUUCUUCUUUUUGUGUGGAGCCGAGGGAAAGGCAAACACAAAACCAGCAUUGACCUUGAAUAUGUCCCUCGCAAAAACAAUGGUGCUGUGGUUGAAGGGGAGGUUUCUGGACCACGAAGGUUCAAUAUGAAAAUGAUUUGAUGGUAUUCUGCUAGCAGUGCUUUUUCUGUGGCA
Prinia subflava (tawny-flanked prinia) is the source of this 1881-nucleotide messenger RNA. RefSeq names its product leucine rich repeat and Ig domain containing 2 (gene LINGO2). The record is from RefSeq and is a predicted model, not a curated record. The transcript has a single exon. Gene Ontology annotation, cellular component: extracellular matrix. Lineage: Eukaryota; Metazoa; Chordata; Aves; Passeriformes; Cisticolidae. Bases 28 to 1848 code for a protein of 606 amino acids. Gene Ontology annotation, molecular function: protein binding.